CCCCUGCCCCGCGAGCGCGUGGGCAGCGCGAGCCGGGGCGACCCCGAAACGCGGCGGCUCUGGGAGGAGGAAGGUUUCCACCAGAUCGCCCUGAACAAGGUGGCCGUGCUGCUGCUGGCUGGCGGGCAGGGCACUCGUCUGGGCGUGACCUACCCCAAGGGCAUGUAUCAGGUGGGCCUGCCCAGCCAGAAGACCCUCUAUCAGCUGCAGGCAGAGCGGAUUCGGCGGGUGGAGCAGCUGGCUGGCGAGUGCCACGGGACCCGCUGCACUGUGCCCUGGUACAUCAUGACGAGUGAGUUCACGCUGGGGCCCACGGCCGAGUUCUUCAAGGAGAAUGACUUCUUCCAGCUGGACCCCGACAAUGUGGUCAUGUUCGAGCAGCGCAUGCUGCCUGCCGUGACCUUUGAUGGCAGGGCCAUCCUGGAGCGGAAAGACAAGGUUGCCAUGGCCCCAGACGGCAACGGGGGACUGUACCGCGCACUGGCGGACCACCGGAUCCUAGAGGACAUGGAGCGCCGAGGAGUGGAAUUUGUGCACGUGUACUGCGUGGACAACAUCUUGGUGCGGCUCGCCGACCCCCUCUUCAUAGGCUUCUGUGUGAUGCGGCGCGCGGACUGUGGCGCCAAGGUGGUGGAAAAGGCGUACCCUGAGGAGCCUGUGGGCGUGGUGUGCCAGGUGGACGGUGUUCUCCAGGUGUUGGAGUACAGCGAGAUCAGCCCCGAGAUUGCGGAGCUUCGUGCGCCCGACGGGGGCCUGCUCUACAACGCAGGCAACAUCUGUAACCACUUCUUCACGCUAGACUUUCUCCAGAUGGUCACCAGGGAGUUUGAGCCCUUGCUGAAGCCACACGUGGCUGUGAAGAAGGUCCCAUACGUGGACGAGAAGGGAAAUCCGGUAAAGCCGCUAAAACCGAACGGGAUAAAGAUGGAGAAGUUUGUGUUUGAUGUGUUCCAGUUUGCUAAGAACUUCGUGGCUUUUGAAGUGUUGCGGGAGGAGGAGUUCUCCCCCCUGAAGAACUCUGACUCGGCAGACAGGGACAACCCCUCCACAGCCCGGCGGGCCCUGCUUGCUCAGCACUACCAGUGGGCCCUGCAGGCGGGGGCCCACUUUCUGGACGAACAUGGGGCCCGGCUCCCCGAGCUGCCCAGCCUGCCUGGCAGCAGAGAGCCUCCGGCCAUCUGUGAGAUCUCGCCGUUGGUGUCCUACUCUGGAGAGGGUCUGGAGGUGUACCUGCGAGGGCGGGAGUUCCAGUCCCCGCUCAUCCUGGACGAGAAGCGGGCCAGGGCGCUGCAGCCCUGACUCCCUCCCACACCUGCAAAGCCAGGGUCUCCAGGGGUGAAGAUGGGGCCUGACCUGGGGCUCUGGGUAGGAAAGCAGGCUGCUGUGCCUUUCCGGCCUGUGGAACACAGAAGGAAGCGUGCUGGUUUACUCCAGGAGGGUGGGACCUCUCCUGUCACCUGUUUCCAUGGACACAAGGGAUGCCAGGCCUGCUGUCGGCCAACUCAGGAUCUUGGGCUUCGCUCCUGGCUGUGGGGUCCGAGGAGGAGGCAGAGG
Molecule: messenger RNA, 1554 nt
Organism: Ceratotherium simum simum (southern white rhinoceros)
Lineage: Eukaryota; Metazoa; Chordata; Mammalia; Perissodactyla; Rhinocerotidae
Gene: UAP1L1
Product: UDP-N-acetylglucosamine pyrophosphorylase 1 like 1
Biological process (GO): UDP-N-acetylglucosamine biosynthetic process
Molecular function (GO): UDP-N-acetylglucosamine diphosphorylase activity
Source: RefSeq, a predicted model, not a curated record